Microthlaspi erraticum is the source of this 2721-nucleotide messenger RNA. The record is from the annotation of a GenBank genome assembly. Lineage: Eukaryota; Viridiplantae; Streptophyta; Magnoliopsida; Brassicales; Brassicaceae.
AUGACUAGGAGGUCCAACAAGGACAACCUAGUUGAACAUCCAGAGAUAGACAAGCUUGAGAAGCAACUUAGGAAGCAGAAAGCCCAAGAGAUGGCCGACGAAGCAGCUCGCGCUCACGCCGCUGAAGUGGCGCGCGCUCAAGAAGAAGGAAGAGAUCCACCUCCUCCUCCUCCUAAUCCACAAGACCCUGCUGGAGAUGUGAAUGCACAACCCAAGCUGGAGCACCUACAAUCGGAGACUAUGACUCUGCCGAUGCUUUCUUCAUGGAUAGAAACCCUAUCCAUCCACCACCACCUGCAAGGAAUGACUAUGAGAUCAAGCCUCAGAUCAUUGCAUUGCACUACAAGAUCCAAUGGAGUCUCUGCUGACUACCUUAAGUGCAAGCUCUUUUCAUUCUCUCUUGGCGACAAAGCUUCAAGAUGGUUGAAGUCUCUGCCAGCUCACUCCAUCACCACUUGGGAUGAGUACAAGGCUGCAUUCAUCAACCACUUCUACACCAAGCAAAGAUCAAUUUCUGAGUACAUUAGGGACUGCCCUAAUCAUGGUUUCAAUGAGGGAAACCUAUGGAACAUCUUCUAUCGUGGCAUAGACCACAAGUACAAGCUUUCAUUGGACACAAGCAAUGGAAACUUCAUGACCAAGACUGUUGAUGAAGCUAAGGUUCUUAUUGAGAAUCUUGCAGCUAGUGAUUGUAACAACUGUCCUGAUUAUGACCGCUCAAGCCGCACCACUACUAGCUCCCCUGAUUCUUUUCAAAUGACUGAACUCAAGAACAUGAUGGCUCAAGUUCUUAAGGGACAGCUCAAGCAUAUCAAUGCAAUAGAAGGGAUGAGUGAUGCUAAUGAAGAUUCAUCAAGAGAAUGCAUGGGAGAUUUCUCUAAUGAAGCCAAUGAAGAAGAUGUGAACUACAUUGGAAACUAUGGGAACAAGGGAUACAAUCCAAGCUAUCGCCCAAACCCCAACAUGUCUUAUAGAAACCCCAAUGUGGAGAAUCCUCAAGACCAAGUGUAUCCUCCAAGGUAUCCACAACAACAAAGACCUCCUUACCAAUCUCAAGGAAGUCAAUUUCAGCCAAGGCAAGGAUAUGAGCAGAGAUCAUCAUAUCCGCCCAAGGAGCCAUAUGCUUCUUCACCAAAUCAAGCUCCUCCAAACCAACAAGGUGGGAGAUUUGAAGGAAUCCUCCAACAGAUCAUGGAUGGCCAGAAGAGAAACACUAAAGAGAUGUAUGAGAAGAUGGACACUUUGUUCAGCAAUCUCAACACCAAGUAUGAUGCUGUUGCCACUCAUGUGAAGAAACUAGAGACUCAAGUCACUCAAACUAUGGAAGCUGUUAAGAGACAGGAAGCUGAAUCCAAGAAGUCCUUUUGCAACUCAGCCGCCAUAGAAGAAAGAUUUGAAGACCAAGUUCCAGAAUGGAUGCUUUCAAAACCUACUGUUGAUUGCAUGAUUUGGCCUGAAGAGAAUUACCCAGAGAGAGAGUCCAAUCGAGCUAGAAAGAGAAGACUCUUCCCAAAGAUUAUCCCCAAGACAGAUAACUCAGGAAAGUUUGUGUGCCUUGUAUCAUCAAAGAUUGGAAAUUGCUCUAUCCCUACUGAUUUCCAGAUUGUGGAAAUGAGAGAGAGUAGCCAUAGACCUCUCAUAUUUGGAACCCCUUUCCUGUCUACUGUGGGUGCCAUAUUUGAUUUCCCCAAUCAAAGAAUCUCUUUCAACAAGGUGAACAAGGGUAUGUUCUUCCCUAUGUGUUCAACAAAGAACUCUUUUGUUGACAUGGUCCAAGAGGAGAAAGCUACUUUGAAGCCACCCCAAGAAGGAGAAACUGAAGAAACAAUCAAGGAAGAUCCCAUUCCUAAGCCCAAGCAGCUUGCCAAACAAGCAAGGAGUAAGACUAAGGCCCCUACACCAAAACCGCCCAAGGGAUCAACCAAGAUUGAAGAUGAGGCCAAGCCAAGAAGGAAGGUUAGAAAACCUAGUAGUGCCAAGGGACAUUCAUGGAGAGAUUGUCUAUCCAGCUGUGAAUCACCCACCAGAUACUCAUUGCAAGGAGAAAAGACUUGGAGGAUCAAAGAUGCCUCUUGUCUCCAUCUUCUCCUGAGCGCCAAGCCUUACAGUCAAGCUAAAGACUUAAAACAAGCGCUGCAUGGGAGGCAACCCAUGAGAAGGAGAAAAAGGUGUGAAAACACAAUCCGCGCCAAAACAUUGGCCGCGGACGCGCAAAAGAAUUUUGGCCGAGCAAUUCUCAUCUGGCCGACCGUACGGUCGAGCCGGGAAGGAAUAGCCGUGCUCGGCCGGAUCACUAUUGCGCGACAGAAACCGUUCGCGCGACACGCACGAACCGGGAAAGAAGGCCGCGAUCGGCCGAAAUUUUCGUAUCGGAACGGACCGACCGUGCCGGUCGAUCCGGGAAACAACGAUCGGCCUCGGCCGAAAUCUCUCGACCAAACAAAAUUUGGCCGACCAAAUCGCUCGACCGCGACAAAAUCCAUCGGCCAUCGGCCCAAAACUUUUCUAGGCCAAGGUAAGUACACAAUGGCAAAGACAAAAGGAAAUGAGAGUAUGAAGAAGAAGAAGAACCCAUUCAUGGAACCACCAAAGAAGCAAAUCAAGCUAGGGAGUAGUAGCUCCAAUGCAAGAGCAGCAAUACCAACUUCACCACAUUCCAUUGAUGCAAUCAAGAACAUGUGGAGAGUCCAAGAAGAGGAGAAGAUGAUUGGGCACUUGUAA